UGUUGACUUUAUGUUAGGAUUUAGGAUUAAGGUUGAUGGAGGGGUUUUAUCAUUACAUUUUUUAUAGAUAUUAUCUUCCUUGGAACACCUAUAGUAUUUGUAAUCACGCUUAAAGUAUAAGAAAGGCCAUUACAUUUUUUUAAUUUGCCACAAUUUUAAUAUAGUGUUGUAAAUAAAUUGAUAAAAUGGACUUUUUCACGAUUAUCGGCUUGUCUGCUGUGAUAUACAUUCUCGUUUAUUUCAUAGUUUUGUCAGCUACAGACUGCGACCUUGGUCUGCUAUGGGCAUUAUACACUGGCCGAAAAUUAGAUUACUUUAAGGAUAAGGUCGUCUGGAUUACAGGGGCAUCGAGUGGUAUUGGGGAGUUCUUAGCUGUUGAGCUCGCAAAAAAUGGUGCCAGCCUUAUCAUCAGCGCUCGUUCGGCGAGUAACCUGGAUAGGGUCAAGAAAAGGUGUUUAGAUGUUGGAACACCUGUUAAUAAAAUUCUUGUUUUACCUUUUGAUGUAACGGAUUAUAAGAAACAUGAAGAAAUGUUUUUAAGAGCAACACAUCAUUUUGGAAAACUGGACAUUCUAGUAAAUAAUGCAGGACGGUCUCAGAGAGCAGUUUGGGAAGAUAUAUCGACAGAAGUAGACAGGGAGAUGUUUGAUCUGAAUGUCUUCAGCUUGAUUUCUCUCUCAAGGCUGGCCGUCAAGUAUUUUGACAAAAAUGGUGGUGGUCACAUUGUAGUCUCUUCUAGUCUUGCUGGAAUUUUUGGAGCGCCAUUUUCCGCAACUUACACUGCCACAAAACAUGCUCUCCAUGGUUAUUUUAAAUCAUUGCGCAUGGAAAAAUUAGGUACAAAAUUAGCCAUAACUCUUCUAUGCCCUGGACCUGUUUUUAGUAAUGUACUUUCACAAAGUUUCACUGGAAAAAGCGGUGAGAUUUUUGGUCAAGAAAUGUUAAAAGAUGAUAAAAGAAUGCAGACAAGUCGCUGUGCUUUUUUAUAUGCAGUUGCCAUCGCCAACCAUCUUGAUGAAGCCUGGGUCGGCCUCUUUCCGAGCAUACCACUGUGCUAUAUUUUAGUGUACUUUCCCAACAUUGCUAAAAAGCUGGCACUUCUCAUUGGUACAAAACAAUUGAUGAAGCUAAGAGACAGUCGCCAGGUUAUGAAUACAAAUAAAAAUGAUUAAAAUAACUUCAAAAAUGAUUUUUUUUGUGAUGAAACUGUGUUACAACACCAGUUAUUAUUCAUAAUGUGUAUUUUAAGCCUAAAUACAAACUUUAUUAUUUACUUUUUGUCAUUUUUUUGAACUGGUAUAAUUAUUUGCUUAAAACCAUUAUGAAUAAUUGUAAUACAUACCUACAUUGGAAUAGUUUAUAUUUUUUGCUAUUUUUUAGGCUAAGUGGAUAACAAUAAAAAAGUG
Molecule: messenger RNA, 1406 nt
Organism: Cimex lectularius (bed bug)
Lineage: Eukaryota; Metazoa; Arthropoda; Insecta; Hemiptera; Cimicidae
Product: dehydrogenase/reductase SDR family member 7
Exons: 6
Coding region: 186-1172 (328 amino acids)
Molecular function (GO): oxidoreductase activity
Source: RefSeq, a predicted model, not a curated record